Nycticebus coucang (slow loris) is the source of this 9927-nucleotide messenger RNA. RefSeq names its product RAS protein activator like 2 (gene RASAL2). Gene Ontology annotation, biological process: regulation of GTPase activity. NCBI's taxonomy places the organism in Eukaryota, Metazoa, Chordata, Mammalia, Primates, Lorisidae. The coding region runs from base 642 to 4514 and encodes 1290 amino acids. The transcript is spliced from 19 exons. The record is from RefSeq and is a predicted model, not a curated record.
GCUGCGGAGCUUGUGGGAUCCGCCGCGGCGCCGGAGCCGUGGCCUGAGAGUUAGCGGGGCGGGCUGGCUCUUUCCAGAGGUGGGGACUGAGGACAAGUCGGCAAGAACCCGGGGCCACCGCCUCCUACCACUCCCCAGGCUGAGGGAGCGGGCACUCCGGAGCCUCUGAGGCAGCGGCGGCGGCAGCGGCAGCGGUAGCCGGUCAGAGGGGGUGGCCCCUGGCGGCGACGCCCCCAAGCCCAGUCCAGUCCUGCCCGGCCCCGCUCCAUCCCUCUGACCGCGGGAGACGCUGGGUGGACGGAGGAAGGCGGCUCCAAGGGGGCGGGAGGACGAUCCUCCCCUCCUGGGUGCUUCCUCGUCCCUUCCUGGGAGGGACCCACUCACACCUGAGCCCGGACCCACCCCUGGCCAGGGCCACGCUGGAUCCGCCUCCCGGCCUGGGUCCCGCCCGCCAGCUGCAGGUGGGCUGCAGGGCCCCAGCGUCGGGCAGUGGGCGACCGGGAAGGAGGUGAGCGGCGUCCUCGCCGGUUGCAGCUCGGGUCCUUGCCCCCGCUGCUGCGCUCUCCUCCUCCCCUUCUCACAAGCCAGGCUCGGAGCCGCGCGCCCGCCCCGCUGCGGUCGCCUGGUCCCCCCCGGGCACGAUGGAGCUCUCUCCGUCGUCUGGAGGAGUCGCUGAGGCGCUGUCCUGGCCGGAGAUGUUCCCAGGGCUGGAGUACGACUCUCCGCUGCCCCCGGAGGAACUAGACGCCGUUGUCCCAGUCAGUGGGGCUGUGGCCGGUGGUAUGUUGGAUCGAAUCCUUCUUGAGUCCGUGUGCCAGCAACAGAGCUGGGUCCGAGUCUACGAUGUGAAAGGGCCACCUACCCACCGUCUAUCUUGUGGCCAGUCACCCUACACCGAGACAACAACAUGGGAGCGGAAGUACUGCAUCCUCACAGACAGCCAGUUGGUUUUGCUCAACAAGGAAAAAGAGUUACCUGUGGAAGGGGCACAGGAACAGCAGACAGAUUCCACCAAGGGGAGAUGCCUGAGGAGAACUGUCAGUGUCCCUUCCGAGGGUCAGUUUCCUGAAUACCCACCAGAGGGCGCCACGAAACUGGAGGUGCCAGCAGAAAGGUCCCCUCGCAGACGGAGUAUCUCAGGGACCAGUACAUCAGAGAAACCUAAUUCCAUGGACACUGCAAAUACCUCACCCUUCAAAGUACCAGGAUUCUUCAGCAAGCGCCUGAAAGGCUCCAUCAAGAGGACCAAAAGCCAGUCAAAACUUGACAGAAACACGAGUUUUCGGCUUCCAUCCCUUCGCAGUACAGAUGACAGGUCUCGUGGGCUCCCUAAGCUAAAAGAAUCACGUUCCCAUGAAUCCUUGUUGAGCCCAUGCAGCGCAGUGGAAUGUCUGGAUCUUGGCAGAGGAGAGCCUGUCUCAGUGAAACCACUCCAUAGCAGCAUUCUUGGACAGGACUUCUGCUUUGAGGUCACCUACUUAAGUGGAAGUAAAUGUUUCAGCUGUAACUCUGCUUCUGAGAGAGAUAAGUGGAUGGAAAACCUUCGCAGGACAGUUCAACCUAAUAAGGACAAUUGCAGACGAGCCGAAAAUGUUCUCCGUUUAUGGAUCAUUGAAGCCAAGGACCUUGCCCCUAAAAAGAAAUAUUUCUGUGAACUGUGCCUUGAUGAUACCCUCUUUGCUCGUACAACCAGCAAGACCAAAGCAGAUAAUAUUUUCUGGGGUGAACAUUUUGAAUUCUUUAGCCUUCCACCUCUUCAUAGUAUCACAGUUCACAUUUAUAAGGAUGUGGAAAAAAAGAGAAAAAAGGACAAGAAUAAUUAUGUAGGGCUAGUUAACAUCCCCACUACCAGUGUGACUGGUCGCCAGUUUGUAGAAAAAUGGUAUCCAGUGAGCACACCUACACCCAACAAAGGAAAGACAGGAGGACCUUCUAUUCGUAUUAAAUCACGUUUCCAAACUAUCACCAUUCUGCCUAUGGAGCAAUACAAAGAAUUUGCAGAAUUUGUCACCAGCAACUACACCAUGCUGUGUUCUGUCCUUGAGCCAGUAAUUAGUGUGAGAAAUAAAGAAGAAUUGGCUUGUGCCUUAGUGCACAUUCUUCAAAGUACUGGCAGAGCCAAGGAUUUUCUGACUGACUUGGUGAUGUCUGAGGUGGAUCGUUGUGGGGAACAUGAUGUCUUGAUCUUCAGAGAGAACACUAUUGCCACCAAAUCCAUUGAGGAAUACCUCAAGUUGGUGGGACAACAGUAUCUUCAUGAUGCACUGGGGGAGUUCAUCAAAGCUUUGUAUGAGUCAGAUGAGAACUGUGAAGUGGAUCCCAGCAAAUGUUCAUCUAGUGAACUGAUAGACCAUCAAAGCAACCUGAAAAUGUGCUGUGAGCUGGCUUUCUGCAAGAUCAUCAACUCUUACUGUGUUUUUCCUCGUGAGUUGAAAGAAGUGUUUGCAUCAUGGAAGCAACAAUGCCUGAAUCGUGGCAAGCAAGACAUCAGUGAGAGGCUCAUUAGUGCCUCAUUGUUUCUCCGUUUUCUGUGCCCAGCCAUUAUGUCUCCCAGUCUUUUCAACCUUAUGCAGGAGUAUCCUGAUGACCGCACAUCUCGGACUCUAACUCUCAUUGCCAAGGUCAUCCAGAACCUGGCCAACUUUGCCAAGUUUGGUAACAAAGAGGAAUACAUGGCAUUCAUGAAUGAUUUUUUAGAACAUGAAUGGGGUGGAAUGAAGCGCUUUCUUUUGGAGAUCUCUAAUCCAGACACCAUCUCAAACACCCCAGGCUUUGAUGGUUACAUUGAUCUGGGCCGAGAGCUUUCAGUUUUGCAUUCCUUACUGUGGGAAGUAGUUUCCCAACUUGAUAAGGGUGAAAAUUCCUUUCUACAGGCAACCGUGGCAAAAUUGGGGCCUCUCCCUCGUGUUCUUGCUGACAUUACCAAGUCUCUGACUAAUCCUACGCCCAUACAGCAGCAACUGAGACGCUUCAUUGAGCAUAACUCCAGUCCAAAUGUCAGUGGAAGCCUCUCUUCUGGGCUGCAGAAAAUAUUUGAAGACCCCACUGACAGUGAUUUGCAUAAACUAAAAUCUCCAAGCCAGGACAACACAGACAGCUAUUUCAGAGGGAAAACAUUACUGCUGGUUCAGCAAGCCUCCUCCCAGAGCAUGACUUAUUCUGAAAAGGAUGAAAAGGAAAGUAGCCUUCCUAAUGGUCGGAGCAUCUCCCUCAUGGACCUUCAGGACACUCACGCUGCUCAAGUGGAGCACGCAUCUGUCAUGCUCGAUGUGCCUAUGCGCCUAACUGGAAGCCAGCUUUCCAUAAGCCAGGUGGCCAGCAUCAAGCAACUACGAGAAACUCAGAGCACUCCCCAGAGCGCGCCCCAAGUGAGAAGGCCCCUGCACCCAGCCUUGAACCAGCCAGGCAGCCUUCAGCCCUUAUCAUUCCAGAACCCUGUCUAUCACCUCAAUAAUCCAAUUCCAGCAAUGCCAAAGGCCUCUGUAGAUUCCAGUUUGGAGAACUUAAGCACUGCCAGUUCCAGAAGCCAAAGUAACAGUGAAGACUUUAAGCUCAGUGGACCCAGUAAUAGCAGCAUGGAAGAUUUCACCAAACGUAGCACUCAGAGUGAGGACUUCUCCAGGCGGCACACUGUGCCAGACAGACAUAUAGCUCUUGCUCUGCCACGACAAAAUAGCACUGGGCAGGCCCAAAUCCGAAAAAUGGACCAGGCUGGGUUAGGUGCCCGAGCCAAAGCCCCACCAUCUCUGCCACACAGUGCUUCCUUACGUAGCACAGGGAGCAUGUCGGUGGCAUCCGCAGCCCUCAUGGCUGAACCCCUGCAGAAUGGAAGCCGGUCCCGGCAGCAGUCUUCUUCCUCCAGAGAGAGCCCUGUUCCCAAAGUGAGAGCAAUCCAGCGACAACAGACACAGCAGGUUCAGUCACCUGUGGACUCUGCCACAAUGUCCCCAGUAGAGAGGACAGCAGCCUGGGUUCUGAACAAUGGGCAAUAUGAAGAAGAUGUAGAAGAAACCGACCAAAAUCAAGAUGAAGCCAAGCAUGCUGAGAAGUAUGAACAAGAAAUUACUAAACUGAAGGAGCGCCUGAGAGUAUCCAGCCGGCGGCUGGAAGAAUAUGAACGCCGGUUGCUAGUGCAGGAGCAGCAGAUGCAGAAGCUGCUGCUGGAAUACAAGGCCAGGCUGGAGGACAGCGAGGAGAGGCUGCGCAGGCAACAGGAGGAGAAGGACAGCCAGAUGAAAAGCAUAAUCAGCAGGCUAAUGGCUGUGGAAGAGGAGUUGAAAAAGGAUCAUGCUGAGAUGCAAGCAGUUAUUGAUGCAAAGCAGAAAAUAAUUGAUGCACAGGUCAUAAAUGGAGAUGAGAUUAUUCAAACAGGAAAAGCGGAUCGUGUCCCUGGAUUCAGCCAACACCAGACUGAUGAGCGCACUGACCCAAGUGAAGGAGCGGUACAGCAUGCAGGUCCGCAAUGGCAUCUCCCCCACCAAUCCCACCAAGCUUUCCAUCACGGAGAAUGGUGAAUUUAAAAACAGCAGCUGCUGAUGGGCUUUGUGAACAGACAGACUAUGGAAGGAGACAGAAGGAAACUGACCUGCUCUCCUAUCCCCAGCCCUUUACCCAGCCCCUCCUGGUUUACAGAAUGUUGCUACUUCACAAUGGCAAUGUGGUAAGAAACACUUGAAUGAAGAAAAGGAACCUUGUCUUUCAGGGCAUAAGGCAACGACUUCCAAGGUCAAUGCUUUCCCUCCUCAUCUCUAUGUACAUAGGGAACUUAGUUCUGGGCCAUGUACAGAAAAUACCACUGUAAUAUACCAAAAGGAAGUUAAUAAUGUAGAUUACCUUUUUGAUUAUUGCUAUUUUUAUUAUUGUUUGUCUCUUGUUGAAAGCACUGCAGUUGUUAGAGGAGGAAAAGUAGGAAGUACGUGUGAGUGAGAAAUGAGCCUAUGGGUUCAGUAGGUAGCGUGUCUAUAUGAUAGAAGCACAUGGAAUGCAAUAGGAUAUUGUCAGAAUGAAUUUUUCAGGGAUUCAUAUACCAGUUUAAAGACUUUAUUCUGGCCCCCCUUUGUAUGUUAGGAAAACAUACAAAUACCAAGAUCCAUACAAAACAAUAAAUCAUUCUACUGGUCAGCCAAGACUGGUUCUGGUUAGACAGCUAAUCUGAUUUGGGGAUUCACAAUUUCAAAGAAUACAGAUAAAAGCUGUUGUAUCAAAACUGGACUUUUAGGAGUGAUUUCUAUUGAACUCCUAUCAAUAUGUUUAUUUCCUCUAUCUAUAGCAGAUAGGAAUUUUCUGUUUUAGAUAGGGGGCUUUUUAAAAACUUCCAGUUGUAAUAAAGGAUGUUCUCUUUCCUCUUUUAGAGUUUACAAAACUAUAAAUAUUUGUGUCUCUACAUACCAUUUUCGUCUUCACACAUUCACUGCUUUUUUCUCCCCAUGGUGGAAGCAGUCAUCACUAACAGGGUUUACUCUCUCCUGGAGAGGUUAUUCAAAUAUGCUGUCCAUAAGCCAUCAAAAAUAAACACCCUUUCUUUCGUACAGAAAAGGGCUAACCAUACCAUUGCAGGAAUCUCUGAAUAUUUUCUAUUAAAAAAUUUUUCUAUUAAGUUAUAAUUUUUGUUUGGAAUAAGGCUGUAUCCAGUAUACUAGCAAAUCUACAGGCAGGGCAAUUUUAUCUCCGACUUUAACUUUUAAACUACUUCUUCCCCUUAUCUCCUCAGUAAAAUUUGAAAAGGAAAUCCUAAUCUGAUACCAUUCUCUUAAAAGUGAUCAUUAUGUAAACAAAGUGUCGAGAUGGUACAUUCCGAUUGUUAUUCCCAUCCUCCUGGUAGAUCUGGCAAUAAUGACCUACUUUCAACAUCUGUCAUCCAUAGCUUUAUUAUAGGACAGGAAAAGUCAUGGAAUCUUUAUUUUCUUUUUUCCAAAGGUGUGAAAUGUCAUCUUGAAUGCAACCUUAAUUACCAGAAAUAUGGAAUAUUACAUGUUAAACAGAUACUAUAUAUACAAAUAUAUAUACAUUUAUACACACAUAUGUACAUAUAAGUGCACAAAUAGGAAAAUCUCAUGCCUUCUAUGCUGUCAGAUAAAAUGUUAGAAGGGUCUUGAAUCUCUUUAAGCAAGAUCUAAGCCAUUGUUUGUUUUAUAUUGAGAAAAUAAUGUUUCUCAAAUAAGUUGAUGUUUAUUUUAAAUUAUAAACAUUAAGGAUUUUUUUUUUCUUUAAAGGAAAGGGAUAGGGGGAAAAAAGAACUGACAGAGCCAUGUGCAUGGAAUGAGUGUUUCUACAUAACAGAAUAUUUACAAGAGAAUAUGGAUAGUGCCUGCUUUUGAGUGAAGCCCAGACACACACCAGACCUUCUUUUCACCAAGGCGGGGGCUUGCAUUGCAACCUCUUGAACUCUGCCCUCUCUCAGGUGGAUCUUUGCAUUGACCUUAUAUUUCAGAAACCACAUCAUGGCCCCAUAACCCACAACCUUUUAAAACAGUUUCCUUCGGGUGGCCCCUGUGGCUCAGUGAGCAGGGUGCCGGCCCCAUAUACCGAGGGUGGCGGGUUCAAACCCGGCCCCGGCCAAACUGCAACAAAAAAAAAAGCCGGGCGUUGUGGCAGGCGCCUGUAGUCCCAGCUACUCGGGAGGCUGAGGCAGGAGAAUCGCCUAGGUCAGGAGUUGGAGGUUGCUGUGAGCUGUGUGAGGCCACGGCACUCUACCGAGGGCGAUAAAGUGAAACUCUGUCUCUACAAAAAAAAAAAAAAAAAACAGUUUCUUUCUUAAGAGUCCCUGUUUCUGCCAGACAAAGAUCUGACAUAGGAGCUUCUGAUUGUGUUUAUUUGAUCUGCAGGCUUUAUGCCAAGCUGUUUUGUCACUUGUGUCUUUUCUUGACUGUUGGUAGUUGUUUUACAAAUUCUGACAUCUUCCCUCCAAGCUGAGCAACACUGAAGUCAAAAUCACUUAUUUUAAUAGGAAAAAGAAGUUCUAGAUUCUUAAGUAGUUGCCCUUUGAUCUAGCCUCAGGUCUAGACGUGUUUAAUUCAUUCUUUGUAAAACCUUUCAUUGUGCCACAGAAAAUCUGGUAAAAGAACUGUCAUUUUCAGUGGCCAUAAGCAUGUAACAUAGGUGAUGUCUUGCAUUUAAGUUUAGAAGCUCUCAAGUGUUGUUUGUGGAUUAGAGAGGGCUGAUAAAAUUUCCUAUUUUGAGAACUGAGACACAAAAAUCAAAUGUGUUUUGGAUAGAUACAAAAUAUCCUAUAAGCAUUGUGGGAGCUCUUUAGAGGGCUGUCUACAUUGGAAGACUAAAUGCCCAAAACAUUUGGACAAAUUAUGCAGCCCUCUACUAUUAGAUUAUCUUGAAUGAAGAAAAAAAUAUUAAAACAAGAAUAAUAAUAAUAAUAAAAGAGUUAGAAGUAAGCUCAGAGUUCAGAGUUGUUGCCAGAUGUUACAUUGUCCUAUGAAUCUAUUCCUAUCCAAAUAUUUUUGUAUUUCUUAAGAGAAUGCUGCAAUCUAUAGAACUUAACUGCAAAUGAUUUUUUUAAAGUAUGGAAGAUGGCAGCAUCAGCAUACUCCCUGAGUCUCUGCAAUAAAAGCCAUGUCAGAGGGGAGAUUAUAACUGGGUAACUAUCACAAGCACUUGAGUACUUACUAUAUUCUAAGUAUUACCACCAAGGUACUAUUUGGGUCUAGGGCAGUGUAAGGGAAUUGUGGUGAAAUGAGGUAAUUGUGUUGCUAUAGCUUUUUGUUUUUUUCACUUAGUGUUAAGUUGGUCAGAAUUAGGGUUCUCUGAUUCGUCUGCUUCCACCUUUCUCUGUGAUGGUAUUAGACAGUGAAAGAAAAGGUAAGAUUUUUUUGGCUAAGGCUCCUAUAAGUAUUAACUAUAUGGCCUUGAGAAUGAAUGUGCUUGCCUUUAGAAGUAGAUCUUAGUCUAUCCAUGGCCCUUGUUUAUGAAUCUGUGUGUGGUGCAUAUACCACUGGCUUUUAUUGUGUCCUCAAAUUAUACCAGAUUGGGAGCAGAGUUCUUUUUCAGAAGUCCCAGAGCAAGAUAAUUGUCAAGUGAGUUUGCAUUAGAAUUUGUUCUGUCUUCCUUCUAGGUUUAGUUCUUCUAGUUAACUCUGGUUUGGAGUUCCUGCGAAGGCUGGUUAUGGGACUGAGCCUGCAGAAGGAACCUUCUUCAGGAUGUCCUCAGUCCCAUCAUUCUACUCCAUCUGACCCUGAGUCCCACCCAUGCUUGACACCAGACUAGACUGAUAGCUGGGCCAAGAGCCCAGGCCACAAGCCCUGCUGCACUUUCAGCUACACCUUUAGAAGCCACCUCCAGACUGUGGAAAGCCAAAAAGACUUUUUUCUUUAUUCCCUUCCCUUUUUCAACUAAAGUAGUGAAAUCUCCUUCUUGCCCCAGCAAUAAAUAGUUGCCUUCCCGCCCCUUACCUGGGGGUCAAGAAUUUGGGAAACUUUGUUUUUUUAUCAAUAUGUCAGUUUAUUUUAUUGGUUUAUUAAAAGCAGGGAAUGUUGAAUUUUUAAAUAGAAUCUUUUUAUAUUUAAGUGAUUAUUAAUUCUAGAAGUGUUCUUGUUGUCGUGACCCAGUUAUGAAUUCUCUUAAACUUAGGAAGGACAAGUGAUGAAAUUUGCAUGAGAUAGAAUAAAUAUAAGGAGUAAAAAAACCUAAGAAAGAUACAUGAUUCAGAAAGGUACUAAUGCAUAGCAAUCUUCUCAGUAGCCCAAAAGUUCACGGAAACAAUAUGUAUAUCCCUUUCCCACUCUUAAAAUACAAAGAUACAUAGAAAGGCAGUUUCUAUACACAACACACACACCCCCACACCAAACACACAGUUCCUAGAGGUUCCUUUUUCUAAUGUUAAUCCAUUUUAUUAAGCAGGAUUCCCAAACGUUUGAGCUGUUUAGAUCUUAUGCUCUCAUUUGUUAGAUUUUGUAACAGUCAUUCUAUCCACUUUAAAAUGUACUAUAUGUCUUCUAUGUAUAUGUAAGUUAAAGUGACUUGAAAUUGACUUGGUGUGACAUUGUCUGUUGAUACCAUGGGGAGUCACAGAAGGAAAGUUGACUAUCACUGAUCUAAGAGUAGGAUUGGUUCCUGAUCAGUUAACCCUCAGGUGUUUGAGUAGCCAACUAAGAGAGACUUGCCAAAUGCAGUGAAUCACCCAAAAAAAGGAAAGUGGUAGGUUUUGCUCAUUUCAGCAUGCAUUUUAGUUUCGUACUCAUUUGUUAUUUUUCAUUCUAACGCUCUCAUUGUUCCCUAGCAAUUAUUCUAGUUUGGGACUUAAAACCAGAUUUACCUAUUGUUAUAGAGAGAUUGCCACAGAAAAUCAUCUCCAUCGUCUGUGUGGGGGGUACAGAUAUUUAUGUAUAAGUAUGCGUAUGUCAUUUCCAAACUUCCAUGGGAAAAAUUUCAAUUCUCAUUUCACAAAAAGGUUAAAUAUUAAUUGAGUCAAUGACCACUAUCCUGCAGAAAAGUUAAAUAGUAAAUUAGGUUAAAUUUUAACUGGUGCUUAGACAUUUCCUAGUUAUAUUAAAAUUAACUUAAGCAGACAGCAACACAUUAACCUGAAUCACGCCUGUGAGGAAUUUACCUUCUAAAUUUAAUUUUGUUUUUCAUCUCCAGGGCCUUAAUAAGAGUGUGCUAACACACAUGACUAUUUUACAAUGAUAGCUCUAAAUAAUUUAUUUUUUAUUUCAAGAAAGAGAAAUACACCUUAGAAAAACAAUACCCAAGAUUUUAUUUUAUUUUUAAAGCCAUAUUUUUGUGCUAGUAGCACUUAUAUUGUUCCAUAUGUGAGAUCCAUAUCCACAUUUCAUUACCUGGGUUUGUUCUAAAGAAGAUUUAUUUUUGUUCUGUGAAUAAUUUUUGAUGGUUCUUGUACAUGUACAGAUAUAGAUACAUUUGAGGUCUUUUAUUGAUAUUCCUACAAAGAGUACAAAUAAACUUUAACUUUAAACA